UACGGGGAACUGGCUGAUAACAUCAAGGCCAGUGUCCCUGAAGCUGAUGUUAGUGGCCAUGUUGGUCGCACAUGUAAGUUGAAACCAAAGAGCCUUCACAAUCUUUUACCUAAGAUAAACUUAAAAUAACUGUGUCACGGAAUUUAUUAAAAUUCACUCAGUUGGAUCUGCCACCAAAUUGAGUGAAGCAUAAGAUAAUCGCUGAGAACAUUAAAAGAAGGUCUUCUCUGUUUUCACUGUAACACCAUCAACAAUAAAAAUGCAAACUGUUUAAUACAGAAAGUCCAGAAUCUGGAAAAUGAAAGAAGAUACCGUAAAGUCUCGCCAAGAAUCAAGGCUGUGUGAUAUUUCAUUUUCGAGAUAAUCAGAAACGUCUUACCCAGAUUUAUAAAGCUUUGUAUGGAGGUCAGGUGCCUUGUUGGUGUCCCUUUGAUGGGCACAAAUGUGGCUGCCAAAAACCAACAGAAGAAUCAAUAGUUUCUUGGUUUGAAUUUUAUGUGACAUCAUUUGAAAAACAAGAAUAAAUAACAUUUAAGCCCGUUAUUGAUUUUCAUAUCUAUUUGGGGAUAGGAGUCAAAGGAAACUGAAAAUCAACCUAGAAUUUUAACCUAAAUUUAAUUUUGGUCUGUAACUUUUUUGAGCCCUCAUUUUUUUGUGUCAGAAAUCUCACUCAUUCCUUGCACUCCUUCAUUUAAUUUGCUUAAUAAUGUCAACAUGUUUAAAUACUAUCUCUCAAACUUUCUUUGAGGUAUAUAGAGGGCAUUACAUGGCGUCCCAGAGAAACGAAAUUUCUCUUUGACUGUUCUCAAGAGUGAGAGCUGUACAGCCCCUGAAAUGAUCCCGACCCCGAAAUGAUCCCCAACCUUGAAAUGAUCCCCAAAUCGACCCCGAAAUUUGAUACCGACCCCGAAAUGAUCCCCAUUUCUCUUCAUGUCGAAAUGAUCCCCAAUUAAUUCUUGGAAUGGAACUUGUAUUCAAUCACGGAAUUAUUACAAAUCUGUUGCAGCGUUUACGUUCUUCAAUCACGUUUAACAUUUCGCUACAAAUUAAAAACGUUACAGUUUUUCCUUCUUUCCUUCCCAUGAGACCCUACACGCACCUCAACCUAAUCGCCAAUCUUCUCUCAUCCCAAAAAACACUUAAAUAGCGACUGGGUACGAGUCUGAGUCAAGAAGACGUAAGCAGCGACUGAUCAAACAAAGUGAAAUAGAGUUUAGUUGCAAUAUUUCGACUGGCUAAUACCAGUCUUCAUCAGGUUAAUUGAGACAUCACGAAUUCACAAAAAUAUAUAUGAAGUAAAAUUAUGACCGGAAAUUACAUAAUAUGACGUGGUACGGUGGCUACUUUAAAAGACAAGAUAACAAAAAAAUAAAAGAUAUACUAUAUAUAGUUACAGUUCAUCACGUUUAUUGAUGCCCAGAGGCUCAAUUGUCUUAGCUUUAUGGAUAAGGUGGGCUUCACGUGCUUUCCUGAAAGAAUCACGCCCAUUUUUAAGUUUUUCAAUAGGAAUCAAAAGCAUAUGAUUGUCGGAAUGAUUACUGGUUAGAAAGUGUUCUGAAACUGCAGUAUGGAUGUAAUUACCAGUAGGGUUGAGUAUUAUAGGUCUUCUGUGUUCAUUAGAACGGUCUUUGAGGCGACGUUUAGUUUCUCCACUAUAUUGUAGAUUACACAGGCCGCAUUGAAUCAAAUAGAUAACAUUAAAAGUUUCACAAGUGAUAUGAGAUUUGAUGUGGUGGUUCUCACCUGUAGAGUGAAAAGUGUAAUCGAGGCUACGACAAAACCUUUCUUAAGAUCCAAAUGCAACGAGCUUCCGACAUUCUUCGCACUGACACACUUACAAACAAACCCAAGACUCAGACUGAAACCUGCUAAAGUCUUCUUGACUGUAACGUUUUCAAUUUGAUCUAUUUUGAGUGAUCACGAUCUUUUUGGAUCCGAGGUUGAGGAAGAUUGAUUGUACAUGGUAUUUGCAGUGUUUUUUUUUUACCUUAAUUAAACAUUUCGCCACAGUUAAUGUGAUUUUUUUUGGCGCGUUUGUCAUCUAAUCGCCUUUAUGUAUACUUUUGCAUCUUCAACGUCAUUUGAAGAUUUUAAAAAGUGUUAAAACACCAUUUUUAAAAUUCAAGAUCCAAGGCAUGCAGUAUUAAAAUCAUUUUUAGAAUUUAACAUCUAUGCAGUUUUCUCUAUAACCCGGCCUAUACUCAGUCACCUAAGUAAUAAUUUUAAAAAAUGUUAUGUUUCUUGAUAUUAUCAGUUGCAGUUCAUGGUGUUCCUAAAAAUAUACUAUACUUUGUGUAUUUUUUUGAUGAUAAUAUUUUUGUUUAAUCCAGUUCAAAGUGUAAUCCCAAAUUAAUGUCAUGUGGGCAAGUGAAGAUUGUUAGUGAAGUUUAAGUUAUAAUGUCGUGCAUUUUGCACGAUCCAUAGUUCUAGGUUAUCAUUCCAUUCCUAAAAUGAAAUGGGGAUCAUUUUGGGGUCAACGUGAAGAGAAAUGGCGAUCAUUUUGGGGUCGGUAUCAUUUUGGGGUUGAUUUGGGGAUCAUUUCAGGGUUGGGGAUCAUUUCGGGGUCGAUUUGGGGAUCAUUUCAGGGUUGGGGAUCAUUUAGGGGUUGGGGUCAUUUCGGGGGCUGUACAGAGCAGCGAAUGAGUGAGAUAUUUUUCAACACGAGAAGAGAAAUUUUGUAUCUCCAAGUGGCCAUGUAACGUUUUAUUUAUUAAAGCACCAACGAAAUGCCAAACCAUUUCACUAAAAUAUUUUUGGCUGUGUAAAGCAUGAUUUAUUAUGUAGCCAUAGCAAUGGUGAUUUUUUCACAUGUGAAAAUAACAUGUUAUUUUCAGGUGUGAAUAAAUCAUGUUUUUGCAUGAAAGCUCACUUGGUUUUCAUUGGUGUUUAUAUAACAACGUAUAUUAUUUUGCUUUUGUUAGGCUAGUCAGUUAUGUAUGAAAAACUUUUAAGCUCUUUAUACUAAUUUGGGGCUCAUUUCCUACUUUUCCCUGUCACAGCCUCAUUUGAAGUCACUAUAAAUGGAAAGCUGGUGUACUCUAAACUGUCCCAAGGAGCAUUUCCUCUAUUCAAAGAGGUAAACAAUAGUUCACUAUUGUAG
Messenger RNA from Porites lobata, 3100 nucleotides. The record is from the annotation of a GenBank genome assembly. NCBI's taxonomy places the organism in Eukaryota, Metazoa, Cnidaria, Anthozoa, Scleractinia, Poritidae.